This is a messenger RNA of Amorphotheca resinae ATCC 22711, 654 nucleotides long. RefSeq lists its product as hypothetical. The transcript has a single exon. Bases 143 to 544 code for a protein of 133 amino acids. NCBI's taxonomy places the organism in Eukaryota, Fungi, Ascomycota, Leotiomycetes, Helotiales, Amorphothecaceae. The record is from RefSeq and is a predicted model, not a curated record.
UACAUACUUUGACUAAAGUAUCUAGGCUCCAUAUGUGAGCCCGCUUUAUUCCCUCUGAUCUCCUCCCUUUCAUGCUUCGGUCCCUCGCUCAUAGCGGGUCGGUGGAGACCAGAUUCGUCAUAGCACAGGAACAAGGAAGGGAAUGGAUGGGCAGACGAUUGAAUUUGUAGAGGCCUUCUACCAAAGUCAUGACUCGAAACUGUAUAAUUAUAAUCUCUAUGUUAAUUUGAGUAAAAUAGCUAGAGAGGCUUAUCAUAAGAGACUGCCGGUAGAUAGGAGGGGCACGUCUUAUUAUCUUGUCACCGCCAUUUUCUGCCGAGGCCGUCCUUUAUCACCAAGCGAUUUCCGGGGCAAACUGUGGGGAACGGGAACAACGCGGGUCGUUAACCUUUCGCCCACGGAACCCUUGCUUCAACUGCUCGCGUGCUCCCCUCCCCCUCCUCUUCUUCACAUCCCCAUCCUCCCAACAACUCCUGUCCGACUCUCUCAAUCCCUCGAUUCGAUCCGUCUAUCACAACCACAGCUUCAAUUACCAUUAUCGUGAGGGUAUCGGUGCCACAAUUCCCAACCGGAACAGCGGAAGCGUUCACAACAAAGGAGCUCUUACAUCUGCAUACCCGAUCCUCUCUCGCCACUCCUCGAACUACCUAUACA